GAGGACCGACCCAUCCGGAGGGCCAGGAGCGGCAAACAGCGAUGGGCGACACGGCUCCCCCCCAGGCCGCGGGGCUGGGGGCCGGGCUGCUGGGGGGGGGCCCGGCGGCGCCCCGGGUGCACAGCGCCAUCGUGGAGCGGCUGCGGGCCCGCAUCGCCGUUUGCCGCCAGCACCACCUCAGCUGCGAGGGGCGCUACGAGCGGGGUCGCGCCGAGAGCUCCGACCGCGAGCGAGAGAGCACCUUGCAGCUGCUCCACCUCGUGCAGCAGGGGCAGGGAGCCCGCAAGACCGGCAAGCACCCCAAGGCGGCUGCUGCCGGCGGCUCGGCCACCACAGCCGCCGCCGCCGCGCCCCCGGACUACCACCAGCACCUCCUCAGCAACGGCGGCAUCAACGGGGAGCAGCCGGCGGGGGAGCAGCGCGCCUCGGCCCUCCUGGCGCUCCAAGGCUCCUUGAAGAGAAAGUUGGUGGUAAAUCUGUCGCCUGUCAACAACAAGAGGCCCAAUGGUAUUUCUGAAAGCUCUUUCCUUGACAUUAAGAGGAUAAGAGUGGGUGAUAAUAUCUCAGUGGGACAAAGCGGACAACAUGUUAACAAUUGCCAAAGCCAGUCAAUGUCAGGAACUAUGUCUGUGGGGCAAGGACCACAAAGAAAGGCCAGCAACUUAGCAAACAAUACACAUGCCAGUGGGAAUGGCAUGUUUAAUAUGACUUUGAAAGAGGUAAAGAAAGAACCGGGAGAAACGGUGUCCUGCAGCAAACACUUAGACGGCCAGACGCCCCAUGAGAACAUGUUCCCUAACAGGUAUGGGGAGGAUUCGUGGGAACAAAUGAUGGAUCUGGAGCUUCAGGAGCUGUUUAAUGAGCUCACUAACAUAUCCGUGCCGCCAAUGAGUGAUCUUGAGCUGGAGAACAUGAUAAAUGCCACAAUAAAACAAGAUGAGCCAUUCAACAUCGAUCUGGGGCAGCAGAGCCAGAGGGGUCCUGGGAGAUCUCUGCAGAUGGAUAAGAUGGUGAUAAAAAGUGAAUAUACACCAGGCAUGAAUCAGGCUCCUGUGGGCUCCCCACAGAUGAGGCCUUCUUCUACAGGCCCAGCCUUCACUAUGGCCACCACUGCCAUGUCCACCUCCUCACCCAUCCCUUCGGUGCCUCAGAGUCAAACGCAAGUGUCGCAAGUUUCUUCUGCAUCCGGUCGGCCGUUGCCUAACUGGCAAGAGGUGUCUCACGCACAGCAGCUCAAACAGAUUGCAGCCAACCGGCAGCAGCAUGCCUUGAUUCAGCAGCAGCAACAGCAGCAGCAGAACCAGACAGCCAACUGGACCACUCUGUCCCCGUCAGGACCUUCCCCUGGACCCUUUGUGCAAGAGAAAAUCCCCAGCCCCUCUUUCCGGCAGCAGCAGUUCAGCCCGCAAAGCUCAGCAAUGCUUGGGGUACCAGUGAAUGGAAACCAGUCGAAAGGGAUGAACAGCUAUGGCUACAAACCAGCCACUCCCCAGAGCACCCCCAUGGACAUAAUCAUGCAACAGAAGCCUCAGGACCUCAACAGGAACUUUAUCAACAGUGCUCAGCCGUCACUAGAGCAGCAUCACAGCAACACAAAGCCUUUGUUUCACUUCAACUCAGAGCAAACAAACCAGCAGAUGCCUUCAGGUUUGGGUUCCCAAAACAAGCCUGCCCUUCUGCACUACACGCAGCAGGCACAGGGUUCGGCCCCCGUGCAACAGCCGCAGCAGCAGCAGCAGCAGCCGCAGCCGCAGCCGCAGCCCGCUCAGCCUCUCCCAAACCAGUCUCUUCAAAGGCCACCUAAUAUACCCCUAGCAAUGCAGCAAAAAAUGCUGCUUCAGAAAAUGCAGCAAAGCCAGCAAAUCUCAGGUCUGCAGUAUCCAGUCUCUCAGCAGCAGCACAGACAGGAUCAACACUCUGUGGUAGGCCAGGGAGCUGGCCCUACUCCAAGCUCCAGUUCUUGCUCGAAUCCAAACACUGGAAGUGGUUACAUGAACUCAUCCCAGCAAUCAAUGUUGAAUCAGCAACUGAUGGAAAAGAAACAGGCUCUGCAACGACAAAUGAUGGAGCAAAAACAACUCCUUCUACAGCAGCAGAUGUUGGCAGCAGAAGCUGAGAAAAUAACUCCACAAGAUCAACUGAACAGGCACUUGACAAGACCACCACCAGAUUAUAAAGACCAAAGAAGGAACGUGGUCAACAUGCAACAAGGGAACCAAUAUCCUGGUGGCUCACCAGCUGUGAGCAUGAGCUCCAGCAACAUGUCCUUAUCCAACCCUAUCUCAACUCACAGUAUUGUGCCGCAGAGCUCCAGCCUCAUGUCCACCUCUGCUGGAACCCGAAUGCCUUCUGCCCCUGCUGCUCGGAGUAUGGGCUGCUACGGGAACCUUCCCUGCAACCAGUCGAGUGCAUACAACGUAACUUCAGGAAUGAACCAAAUGCAGCCACACAGGAACCAAAAUCAAGUCCUGCCCAGUCAGAACAACCCCAUGAUGUCUAGACAGCAAAGCAUGACACAGGGAAACAAUACAGCAGCUUUUGGGACAGGGGCAGUGGUCACCUCACAGCAAGUAAGGCCAGGCUUGAACCACGGAGCCACAGGUAUCCCUGCACAAAGGGCACCCAAUGUGAUGAUCACGGCUACCGCCACAGCUCAGAACUGGGCCCCGCAAGAGGCUGCGGGGAAGCAGCAGGACACACUGAAACCCGCAGGGGUUCGUUUCCCCACGAGCACUCCUUAUCCUACCCAGUCCUUGCCACGCAACGUAGGCAGCCAGCAUUUUCCUCAGCACGCCUUGGCACCUCCUAAUCAGUUAACAGCAGGAGUCCAGAUGAGGCCUCCUCUAAACCAGAUGAACCAGACUCUAAAUGGGCAAGCCGCUGGCUCACUGCGAGGUCUCAGCAUAAGACCUAACCAGCUGAGAGGACAGACUGUGCCUACCUUGAAUCAGCCAGGAGCAAGUAUGACGCCUCCGUCAUCUCUGCCGUCAACCGGUUUCACAUCUACCAACCAAAACUCUCGCGUGUACCAAGGCAGUGAGCAUGGCGGUGACCUAGCGUUUGACUUUCUGAACCAGCAAGGCGACAGUAUAGGCCCUGCGCUCAACAGCGACUCGGACUUCAUAGAUUCUUUACUGAAAACAGAGCCUGGUAAUGACGACUGGAUGAAAGACAUCAACCUUGAUGAGAUUCUGGGGAACCACUCAUAAGUGACAGUGAGCCAGAUGAAGAAGCAGUUAAGGACAUUAGCUUUCUCUUUAGAUGCCAGCAACCUGCUUUUGAUACACUCCACUAACCGGGCUGUCCUUUAAACUACCGUGUAGGGUGACUGCCCUCUUUGAAGAGUUGCUCUAGCAACAAAACUGAAGUCUCCCCUUAUGAAGUGAUAAGAUAAGCGAUAUUCUUGCCCGCCACAAAGAAGUGAGGAGGAGUGAAGGGUCUGUUCCCCACACCAGUGGGCAGUGCAUUGCAAACCUACCAGUCCUUCUCACGAGGGCUGUGUGGGAAAGUGUGCUUAGCUUCCCACACACGCCAGCACCGGACGGUGGUAUGGGUUGUGGAACAUAAUCUCUCUGAGUGCAAAUAAGAGUCCAAGUGAUUCAGAGCUCUUCAGCCAUCAUGCUCACGGUCCUUAACUUCCCGGGGACUACUCAGCCCUGACAGCAUCAGGCACUGUGUAAAUCUCAUUGCAUUACAAAAACUCUUUACGUCUAAAGAGUACAAAGCUCACGUUUGCUUUCCCAACGGUUUUGUUUUAAACCCUCUAUGUUUUGUAGCACACAAAGGGUAAAUGGUGUUCUCCAAGGGAAGAAAGAAACAUAUCAUCCAUUGAGUUACUCAGUGUGUUCCAGCAUUCACAUUCUCCCUGUCAGCAGUGUUUGCAGUGAGUAUCACGGGACACUACUGUCCUGCCAGCAGCACAAUCAUUUUGGGCAUUGAGGGAAAGAUGAGAUGAGCUACACCAAAGCUCAGGAUCCUCAUCUUGCCACCUUGCCCUACCCCAGGGACUCCAGUGACUUAAUGGACAACCUGAGUGAGAAGGGUGCUUACAAUUUGAGCCUCACCAACUACUUUCUCAGUCCAGCUUAGAGAAGGUCAAAUGCAUGAAGUGGCUCAGCUAAGUCACUGUCCUCAUUUUCAUCUUAACCCAUAGUGAGUGUCGGGUAGUUCAGCCUGGUCCUCUCUGUCAAACAGGUUUAUGCCAGCAUCACUGUUUGAGAAGAGGCUACCAUUUUGAUUGCACAGCAUUCUGGCUCCAUCCUGCUUUCCUUUGCCAUAUGGGGGAAGUUGAAAGAAGUCCAGGGAUGGCCCAGGUCCCCACAGCCUCCAGGCAGAGUGCAAGAGGCUCUGCCCCUGAAACUAGCAUGCAGAUCAGUUAUGAACACCUGGGUUACUCACAGUAGGAAGCUCCACCCAGCCACCUCUGUGCUUGAAAAUGGAAUAGUUUGGGAGACUAUUUCCAUGCAGUGCAUAUAAUAUUUGUCCUGGCUUUGGAGAUGGCCCAGCUAACAUUGCCCUGAGCAAUCUCUGUGCAUCACUAGGGAAUUAACCUGUGGCAAGCACCAUUCCCAUUGUUUGCAGCCACCUUGCCUUGGAAACUACAAGAGCAAAGCUGUGAGGAUACCAGUUGUUCCACACUGCUUGACCUUGG
Messenger RNA from Dryobates pubescens (Downy woodpecker), 4651 nucleotides. It is a transcript of the gene MAML2, whose product is annotated as mastermind like transcriptional coactivator 2. Gene Ontology annotation, molecular function: transcription coactivator activity. Gene Ontology annotation, biological process: Notch signaling pathway; positive regulation of transcription of Notch receptor target. The transcript is spliced from 5 exons. Lineage: Eukaryota; Metazoa; Chordata; Aves; Piciformes; Picidae. Gene Ontology annotation, cellular component: nucleoplasm; nuclear speck. The record is from RefSeq and is a predicted model, not a curated record. Bases 42 to 3209 code for a protein of 1055 amino acids.